GAGAGGCGACUGAAGCGACAGAGAGGAGUUUGUUGUUUAUUCCCCGCUCGGAGAGGAUAAAACAGCCCGUAGUCUUUUUUAAAAAUGUCGGGAUAUGAUAACAACCCGUUCGCGGACCCAGCCGGUGACAACCCGUUCAAUGAUCCUUCUGUCACACAAGCGACCAACUCCAACUUAGAGUCGGUCGACCAGUUCAGCGCUUUCCCCGCUCAUCCCACAGACAGUUUAGCUGUUCACACCACUCCAGCCGCCCCCUACCAGCCUGCGGUGUUGCAGCCGUCUACAGAGCCCAGUCCGCAGGCGACUGCCGCUGCAGCUCAGGCCAACCUGCUGAGGCAGCAAGAGGAGCUGGAGAGGAAAGCUGCAGAGCUGGACCGCAGAGAGCAGGAGCUACAGAGCAGAGGAUCGGGAGUUAAAGAGAACAACUGGCCUCCACUUCCCAAAUUCUUCCCCAUCAAACCAUGUUUCUAUCAGGACUUCUCAGAGGAAAUCCCCCCGGAGUACCAGAGAGUCUGCAAGAUGAUGUACUAUCUCUGGAUGUUCAACUGUAUGACUCUGUUCCUCAACCUACUGGCCUGUCUGGCGUACUUCACCACUGAUGCAUCCUACGGUGUGGAUUUUGGCCUCUCCAUUCUCUGGCUUAUCCUCUUCGCUCCUUGUUCCUUCCUCUGCUGGUACCGGCCCGUCUACAAGGCCUUCAAGACUGACAGCUCCUUCAGCUUCUUCUUCUUCUUCUUUGUGUUUUUCUGCCAAGUGGUGAUCUUCAUCAUCCAGUCCGUCGGCAUCCCCAAGUGGGGCAACAGUGGCUGGAUCGCCGCCUUCACCAUCAUCGGAACGAACAAGGCAGUGGGAGCCAUCAUGAUCACAGUGGCCAUCCUCUUCACCAUGUGUGCCGUGCUGUCAGUCAUCCUGCUCAAGAUGGUCCACAGCAUGUACCGCCGGACUGGAGCCAGUUUCCAGAAGGCCCAGCAGGAAUUCUCCCAGGGCGUCCUAACCAAUAAGACCUUCCAAACAGCCGCCGCCGGUGCAGCAUCCACCGCUGCUCAGGGAGCCUUCCAGGGAAACAACUAAUGGUCGACUGAGCUAAACUAAGCUCUGUUUAAAAGGUCAAGGUUUAUAUGUUAUCAGGUCUAGAUAAACUAUUACAAAGCUGAAUCAAUCAGGAAGUUUGGCAGCGGCUGCAAAUUAAAAUCUAACCUUAUAAUGAAUAGACCUUGAACCAGGUGAGGCUACGUUAAUAGCCCCCACCUCCCCCUCCUUUCACCCCUCCCCACUAUUACUGCACAUACAAAUCCCCACGUUAUCUAUGCUUUUCAUGUCCAGCAUGUCUCCUGCAGAGCGACAUCAUGCGACUCUGCUGGGGUUUAAACAAAAAAGAAAAAAGCAGUCAAGGGGAAACUCUCACAUCUAGUGCAUCCUGGGGGUGGAAAGCAUGAAUGAAGUUGACUGAUUGCUAUUUCAGUGUGUCUUGGCUCUGUAUAUUUCGUGUGCACUUUUUUUCGGCAAUGCUCUUCAGUGUAAUGUGUGAUCGUGUACGUGCGUGAGUACUGGCAUGUUGGUCACAUGUAUUCAUGUGGCUGCAGUACGGUUUUGUUCCUCCACAGCGAGAGUGGACUUUGAUCCUGUAAUAUAUAAAUGAGAUGAAGUGUUUCUGUGUGUCAUUGAUUAGCAAUUUUUUCAAAUUUUUUUCAGUCUUGAAAAAGCAUUUCUCUUUAUUGUUUGAAGCCAGUUUGGCUUUUGCUUUCGCGUACCACACAUUUCAAUCAAAUGAAGAUGAAAAAUAAUAAAAAUUCAACAUAUAGUUUUGUAAUAGUAGUCCGCCUGAGUGUUUUGGACAUCAUUGUUACUGCAAUUAUUCAUUUAGGUCCAGAGUCUUUAAUUCAGUAAGAUAAAUGAAAGUCUUUGACAACAUGAGGGAGCCUCCAUCACUUUCAGAGUGUGGUACAGCAAACUUUUGUCUGAAACCAAAAUUUUCUUUAAGACAUUUUUUGGAAAAACCACUGUGGUGUCAGAAAAUUAGUGGAGUUCCUUUUUUAUUUUAUGUUCUAGUGAAUCUGCUCCUUCUUGUAUUCAGAUAAUGGUUUCUACAUUAAGAUCACAUCUGCAGUGAGAAUCAAUGCGCUUUGCCUCAGUUAUUUUCAUACCUGUUAACAGAGUGUAAACUAUGAUUUAGUUUCACUUUUAGGGAAUUUUUUCUUGCUUAAGCAUCAAACUAAUUCAUUUUUUUCUGUAUCAUAUUAAUGGUUGAUGAAGCAGCUUCAAGUAAAUCUUGUUUCUCCUGUUCGCUACCAUUGUUACUGGUUCCUAAGGAUACCAACGAAAUACUAACUACGAAAAAUUGACAAUAUCAAAGUAGAUUGACGGCUGAAAUUCGUACAGCUGGUUUUAAUUGGUCGAGUCAGUCUCAAUCUCUUGUUAAUUUCAGUACUAACAGUAUAGGCAGGAGGAGGGAAGGUUUAUUUUUUCAGGUAGAAGUGCUACAGUGUGAAUCAUUAGAAAUAAUCACAAUAAUGAAGUCUGACUGUCACUGGUAUGACAGGAGACGCUGGACAUGUUUUUCCUGAUGUGUAAUUUCUAUUAGAUCAGUGUGAAUUUGCCAUAACAUUUAAAAAGAGAGUCAAUGUCUCAGUAUCACCAGUAAGCAGCUAAUAUAUUGCAUUCUCAUUUUUUUUUUUAAUUAUUCAAAAGGAAUUUCAAUGCUCGACAGUCUUCUUCGUACCUCUGUAAAACUACCACCAAGCCCUAAAUUAUUUGUGUACUGAUGUAUAUUUUCUAUGUUAUUUCUCAUUUGGGGAAAAAAAAAAACAUGCUUAUGUAUGUUUUCCUUGAUGUACUGUUUUUAAAACAUCGGCUCAGAUGUAACAUAUGUCAAUAAUACAGCGAUCCCUGAAGAACAAAUGCAAAUCCAGAGUUUGUGUUUAACGUUCUUUUCAACAGAUAAUGGUCUAAUAUAAAGUUUGAUCCUACAUCCAUCAUGUUAUAGAAGAUUCGUAUUAAUUCAUACAUCUCUGUAUGCAUUGUGUUGGGAGAGCAGAUUUCAGUGCCUUUUGUAUUUCAAUAUUGAAUACAGCAUCUAAUAAAAUGCUUUGCUUUCAUUUAAA
Messenger RNA from Scomber japonicus (chub mackerel), 3101 nucleotides. RefSeq names its product secretory carrier membrane protein 2 (gene scamp2). Gene Ontology annotation, cellular component: trans-Golgi network membrane; recycling endosome membrane. The transcript has 9 exons. The record is from RefSeq and is a predicted model, not a curated record. Gene Ontology annotation, biological process: protein transport. The coding region runs from base 85 to 1071 and encodes 328 amino acids. Lineage: Eukaryota; Metazoa; Chordata; Actinopteri; Scombriformes; Scombridae.